GCAGCUCUAAUGAAACGAAUCGUUUUUGGUGCAACGUCGUUUGUCACAUCUGGGCUUCCGUACUGUUGAAGCGGCGUUGUGUUGACUAAUGUCUAAAGAUGGCAGAGCUGACUACAUUAGAGAGUCUGCUGGAGAUGGGAUUUGACAGGAAUAGAGCAGAGAGAGCUGUGGCCAACACCGGAAACCAGGGAAUCGAGCAGGCAAUGGACUGGUUAAUGGAGCAUGAAAAUGACCCAGACAUCGAUGAGCCCUUUGUGCCACCUGCAGAGAAUGUCCUGGGAGGCACAGCAGAAGUUCCUCCGAGUUCAGAAAUGACAGAUUUAGAUCCUGAUGAAGCGAGUGGAGACAUCAUUAAUCCUGACGGUUCAAAACGGCCAAUGACUGAAGAAGAGAAGAGGGAACAAGUUAAAAGACUUGAAGAACUGAUGCGAGUCAAGCAAGCCGAGAGGAGAGAGCGUGAAAAGGCUGAGGAGAUUGAAAGGGAAAAGACUCGAAGGAAACAAGGACAAGAGCUGCAGCAAAUUCGUCAGAAGCUGCAGGAGGAUGAUAUGAAGAAAUUAGCUGAUCAAAGGAGAAAAGAGAAAAUGGAAGACAAACUAGCAAGGCAAAGGGUUAAAGAAAAAAUUGCCAGAGACAGAGAAGAAAGAGCUCAAAAGUUUGGGGGUGGUGCAUCAUCAUCCCAGCCAAGUCCCACAUCGCCUCCUGGUCAGGGUCCUCCACCCACAAAAAGAGAGUACGAUGAAUCUCGGAUACAGAUUCGUUUGCUGGAUGGCUCAACUAUCACCACAUCUUUCAAGGCUCAGGAGCCUUUGGCGGCUGUCCGUGUGUAUGUUCAAAUGAAUGGAAAUACACCAGAAGGCCAGGACUUUUCACUUCUCUCACCAUAUCCCCGUCACCACUACACAGAGCUGGAUAUGGAGAAGCCACUUAAAGAACUGGGUUUGGUGCCUUCAGCUGUGUUGGUAGUUACCAAAAAGUAAAUGUACUCUAAUCUCUCUACGAGCCUACCUUACCUCAAUAACAACAGAUGAAAAAACAACAAUUGACUCCAACGUCUUAGCAUCAUUCAAUAAACCAAACAACAAAUCAUCUUUAGAAGGAUGGUAUUACAGUACUGGAGUUAACACUGAAGGCAAUCGAGGAAUUGAGGUUUUUAACAUUUAAAGAGUUGAAACUUUAUUGUUACGUUUUCACAAAUAUACUUAAAUAAACAUUACAAAAGAUGCACCUGAUUGUUUCUACAAAGGUCCUGUGGUCAUAAUUUGGUGAUAACUAUAUUUGCCAAUUCCAAAAUCACAAAGCAGAUCAAAAAGUCUUCAUGGCAAAGACAUUUGUAUUUUCUUUAUAAAUGAAAAGAGGGUUUAAAAAAUAAUUAUAGUGUAAUGUUUAAUUAGAUAUGUCAUUCAUUUUCAAAAACUUAUCUGCUUUAUGGUGUUGGACUUUUUCUGAAAACAACUGCAUAUGUUUUAAUGAUGUGCAUUUGACAUUUUCCAAUAAAAUAUCUACACAAAUGACAA
Boleophthalmus pectinirostris (great blue-spotted mudskipper) is the source of this 1517-nucleotide messenger RNA. It is a transcript of the gene ubxn1, whose product is annotated as UBX domain protein 1. The coding region runs from base 99 to 980 and encodes 293 amino acids. The record is from RefSeq and is a predicted model, not a curated record. The transcript has 10 exons. NCBI's taxonomy places the organism in Eukaryota, Metazoa, Chordata, Actinopteri, Gobiiformes, Gobiidae. Gene Ontology annotation, molecular function: protein binding.